Messenger RNA from Rhopilema esculentum, 1028 nucleotides. RefSeq names its product non-structural maintenance of chromosomes element 1 homolog. Gene Ontology annotation, molecular function: ubiquitin-protein transferase activity. Gene Ontology annotation, biological process: double-strand break repair via homologous recombination. The record is from RefSeq and is a predicted model, not a curated record. Gene Ontology annotation, cellular component: nucleus; Smc5-Smc6 complex. Lineage: Eukaryota; Metazoa; Cnidaria; Scyphozoa; Rhizostomeae; Rhizostomatidae.
AUGACUAAAAUUUGGCGGGAAACAUAGACGGCUGUCAUCCUGUGAAAAUGGUUGAGCAUCAGGAUAGUCAUCGCUAUUUUCUGCAAUGGUUUGUCGCACAGAGUUUGACAACAGAGCGUAAUGCUCGGCAAUUGCAUGAGAAGGCUUGCAACAAAUAUGACGUCCAUUAUGAUGCAGAUUCAUUUUCUGCAUUUAUUUCAAUCAUAAACAAGAAUCUCAAGCCAAUCUUCAUGGAAAUAAGACAUGGAAAAUCGGAAGAUGAUGGAACAUCAUAUUACGCACUGGUCAACUGUUCUGAAGAUGAGCAUUCUAAACUAGCAACCAGCUUCACUGCCAAUGAAAUUGCAUUUUUCAAAAGAGUUCUUGAAUCCAUUGUUUCAUCUGAUGAUGGCUACCUCCCCUCGAUGACUCUUGUGAAUCUCGGCUCUGAAUUGGAUGUGAAAAUAUCAGCAAGUGCCUCAGAGUCUCUGUUGACUAAAUUGGUGGAAGAAAAAUGGCUCACAGAGAUUGAUGGUGACUUUUCUUUAGGGCCCCGGACACUAAUAGAAUUGAGUAUGUACUUGAAAAAUAUUUACAAUGAAGAGAUCCCAGACUGCAAAAUGUGCAUGCAUAUUGUGAUCAAGGGUCAAACAUGUGCAAACUGUGGGGUUAGAAUUCACUUGUAUUGUGCUGCCAGGUUUUUCAAAGGAAGGGAUCUUGAUGCAAGGAAGUGUCCUGGGUGCCAAGCAAAUUGGCUCCAUGAGGUCCCAAGAAUAAGAAACCAAAGAGAGACAACGAAUACAUCUACCAACAGUGACCCAGAGCCAGGAAGUUCAGGACUUAUUCAUGAAAUGCAAAGAGCUGGCAGAACUCGCACCAAACGAACAUCAAGAUGAAACAACUAAUAUAGGGCUUAUACACACCAUUUUCUUGAAACAUUUGCUAUUAUUUAAAUACCUCCAAUCCAAUGAAAGGUUUUUUUCUAAAUGUGAUUAGGAAAACAAUGCAUCAAACAUCCCACUUUGACGUGAGCAUACAUAGGUGGAAAA